GACACCAAAACUUGAAGUGCAAAGAGGAAAGAGAAGGGUAUGUAUGGGCAGUGGUGUGAUUUGGUCGAAAAGAUAACAACAGAGCCCAACGCUUGUGCCGUUUGCCUUGGAAGGAGAGAAUAAGGGAUUGGGGUAUUUAUAUUUGGACACAUGGCAACGGCUCCCUUCAUUCACGCGCGCUAUGCUUACUCGCCCAGAAUUUGCAAUCGCAGCAAGAGUGCCUCGCAAUCGCAACAAGGCUCCAUACCCUCUUCUUCUCAUCCUUCAUCUUCUAACUCCGCUUUCACUUUCUCUUCUGGUACAAACAGUGGACAGAGACACCAGGGCCUUAGAGCUCAAGCUAUGAGUACUGUCACUGGUGGAAAAUCUUUUGCCAGCAUAGGGAAUGUGAAGAACGACCCUGAUCAUCUCCUUGUUCUUGUUCAUGGUAUUUUAGCUAGCACAGGGGACUGGACUUAUGCAGAAGCAGAGUUGAAAAGGCGUCUGGGAAAAAACUUUUUAAUUUAUGUAAGUUCAUCAAAUGCUUACACUAAGACGUUUACUGGGAUUGAUGGAGCUGGAAAGCGAUUAGCUGAUGAAGUCUUGCAAGUUGUUAAAAAGACUAAGAGCCUGAAAAAAAUCUCCUUUCUAUCUCACUCUUUAGGAGGCUUGUUUGCUAGAUAUGCAAUUGCUGUCCUUUAUUCACCUGAUACCUAUAAUAGGGAUCAGCAGGGUGAUCUAGCAAACAGCAUGACAGAAAACUCCCCGAGAACAAGCUUUUCCAGAGGAGGGAUGAUUGCUGGGUUGGAACCAAUCAAUUUUAUAACUUUAGCAACUCCACAUCUUGGCGUAAGGGGAAGAAAGCAGCUUCCAUUUCUGCUGGGUGUGCCAAUCCUCGAAAAGCUUGCUGCACCUAUAGCUCCUCUUUUUGUUGGUCAGACAGGUAGUCAGCUGUUCCUUACUGAUGGCAAACCCGACAAACCACCUCUUCUAUUGAGAAUGGCUUCUGAUUGUGAAGAUGGAAAGUUUCUAUCUGCACUUGGAGCAUUUAGAUGGCGCAUGAUUUAUGCUAAUGUUUCGUAUGAUCGUAUCCUCUCAGUCUGUUUUCUUGUUUUACAACUUGCUAGGUAUAUCUAUGAUAAACUUUUGGCUCAUUUUCCCUCAAUUUUGCCUCCUCGCCAGUCAUUAGAUGGAUACAAACAUGUGGUUGAUGUGGAAUAUUGUCCUCCUGUCCCUUCUGAUGGCCCUCAAUUUCCUCCAAAAGCAGCGAAAGCAAAGGAGGCAGUACAGAAUGCGCCCAGUACUCAGAAUACUGUGGAAUAUCAUGAGAUUAUAGAAGAUGAGAUGAUACGGGGAUUACAGCAGUUGGGAUGGAAAAAAGUUGAUGUCAGCUUUCACUCAGCAUUCUGGCCUUUUUUUGCUCAUAACAACAUUCAUGUAAAAAAUGAAUGGCUUCACAACGCUGGUGUAGGAGUAAUUGCUCAUGUAGCUGACAGCUUAAGACAGCAAGAAGCAUCAUCAAUUUUGUCUGCUAGCUUGUAACUAGUUCUUCAACUUUCAGAACACAUUGUUUAAGGCGAAGGGAAGGUAAAAAUGAAGGCUAUAUUUUGUCAGAUGGCUUCCUGGAAGUAAUUGCAAUCAGUAGCCUCUAGAAUCCGGUUCGUCUUUGUGACAUUGAGAAUUAAUUUCAAUUAGAGAGGUGUUUCUCUGUAAAGAGUGAUAAUAAAUAAUAAAAAUAACCCAAAAUCUUCAAAUUAGCCCUUUUCAUUCUCGAAAAGACUUUUCUAAUUUGGAUACUAUCUAACAUUUUUUUUUUCGAUUUUCAUUUUAUUUUCAGCAGCCAAACAUGUUCAUGUUGCCUGGCCAGUUGGUGGUAAUUUAACCUUAUCUAGGCAGCUGCAUGCCCACGAACUCGAUCCCUAAAAUUGUGUUACAUGAUCAAUGAACAUUUAUUUCUUUGUUAACUGGAAAAGUUCGUAUAUACAAACAGUUAGUCAUGGAAAUUCCCUUCGACAAGAAUUAAACACUCCUUAUAUUGGAAACAGUUAGUCCCCGAGAUAUUGUUAUUAUUAUUUUUAUUAGAGGAAGGGUUA
Abrus precatorius (Indian licorice) is the source of this 2072-nucleotide messenger RNA. RefSeq names its product putative lipase C4A8.10. Bases 151 to 1521 code for a protein of 456 amino acids. NCBI's taxonomy places the organism in Eukaryota, Viridiplantae, Streptophyta, Magnoliopsida, Fabales, Fabaceae. The record is from RefSeq and is a predicted model, not a curated record. The transcript is spliced from 11 exons.